UGUUGUUGUGCGCUCGUCUGGCUGUUGAACAACCACCUUACAAAACCCGGCGUUUGGUAACAACGUGUCCGACGACGUGACGGAGCCACUGUGUCCGAGCAGCUGGCACCGAGGACGGGGAGAAACUGCCCUCCGAUACCCGAGCACGUCGGUGCGACUGGUUCACCUCCGCUGCGCCGUAAACGUCCAACGUGAAGCAUGUCCACGUCCCGCACCGUCAUUUGUCUACUGAGAAACGACCUGCGUCUCCACGACAAUGAGCUUUUCCACUGGGCGCAAAGAAAUGCAGAGUACAUUGUCCCACUAUACUGCUUCGACCCCAGGCAUUAUGUGGGAACAUACAACUACAACCUACCAAAGACUGGGCCUUUCCGCCUGCACUUCUUACUGGAGGGUGUCAAGGACCUCAGAAACACGAUGCUCAGCAAGGGCAGCAACCUCGUGGUGAGACGGGGUAAGCCAGAGGAGGUAGUUGCAGAUCUCAUCAAGCGAUUGGGCUCCGUCAGCACUGUGGCGUUCCAUGAAGAGGUGACCUCGGAAGAACUGAGUGUCGAGAAACGAGUGAAGGAUGUCUGCGCGCGGAUGAAAGUCAAAGUUCACACCUGCUGGGGCUCGACGCUGUACCACAGAGAUGAUGUUCCGUUUCACCAUAUAUCCAGGCUGCCUGAUGUGUACACUCAGUUCAGGAAGGCAGUGGAGACCCAGAGCAGGGUGAGGCCUCUGUUCCCAACCCCCGAGCAGCUGAAGCCUCUCCCUGAAGGGCUGGAGGAAGGAGCCAUUCCCACAGCAGAGGACCUGGAACAGACAGGGCCCGUGACUGAUCCUCGCUCAGCCUUCCCCUGCAGUGGUGGUGAAAGUCGAGCUCUGGCCAGACUCAAACACUAUUUCUGGGACACUGAUGCAGUUGCAACCUACAAGGAGACUCGUAAUGGCUUGAUCGGUAUGGAUUACUCUACUAAAUUUGCACCCUGGCUGGCGAUGGGUUGCAUUUCACCCAGGUAUAUUUAUCAUCAGAUCCAGCAGUAUGAGAAGGAGCGCACAGCCAAUCAGAGCACAUAUUGGGUCAUUUUUGAACUUUUGUGGAGAGAUUACUUCAAGUUUGUAGCCGUUAAGUACGGAAACAGACUGUUUCAGAUCAACGGACUUCAAGAGAAAUCUGUUCCAUGGAAGAAGGACAUGACGCUGUUCAAUGCGUGGAAAGAAGGACGAACAGGAGUGCCCUUCGUGGAUGCCAACAUGAGAGAGUUGGCGAUGACGGGCUUCAUGUCCAACAGAGGGCGGCAGAAUGUCGCUAGCUUCCUCACAAAGGACUUGGGCCUGGACUGGAGGAUGGGGGCUGAGUUGUUUGAAUACCUCCUGAUUGACCAUGACGUCUGCAGCAACUAUGGCAACUGGCUUUACAGCGCCGGCAUCGGGAAUGAUCCCAGAGAGAACAGGAAGUUCAACAUGAUCAAGCAAGGCCUCGACUACGACGGCAAUGGCGACUAUGUGCGGCGGUGGGUUCCUGAGCUGCAGGGGAUCAGGGGAGCUGACGUGCACGCGCCUUGGACCCUCAGCACCGCUUCGCUGUCGCACGCUGGCGUGUCCCUCGGCGAGACCUACCCCAACCCCGUCGUCGUGGCACCUGAAUGGAGCAGACACGUUAACAAGAAACCAAGUGGCGCACGGCCUUCGCCGAGAGGGAAGAAGGGCCCAUCGCACACUCCCAAACAACACGGGGACCGAGGCAUUGACUUCUACUUCUCCAGAAGUAAAAACCUGUGAGCCGUCUGACAGGAAACGCUGAACAGGCGGACGGAGUUGAUCGAGGGAAGUCGUCCUAUGAGGAUUUGAGGAAACGCAUGUGCUACUUGAAUACCAGAAUAUUUCCUACAAGUCUGCCAUAGUUUCUUGGUAAAAGUAACCCCAUGAAGUGCCUUUAAUGGACUCGUUUCCUGUGAGACUGCAGCAAAUUGAUAAAAUCACAAUGUGGUUUUAAGUUUGACGCAGUGGAACAUCUAUCUGAUUCUUUUUUUUUUAUGCAGAUAGUUUUUUCUUGCUUCUGUUUUUAUUUGUUUUAUUGCUCUUAAUGUUCUAUUUUCCCUUUUAUGCUUCAGAAGUUUCCCAUCUGUGACGGUUAUACAAUAAAAAGAUUUUGUUCUGCAGUGAAGUAAA
Gasterosteus aculeatus aculeatus (three-spined stickleback) is the source of this 2154-nucleotide messenger RNA. RefSeq names its product cryptochrome DASH (gene cry-dash). Lineage: Eukaryota; Metazoa; Chordata; Actinopteri; Perciformes; Gasterosteidae. Gene Ontology annotation, molecular function: damaged DNA binding; deoxyribodipyrimidine photo-lyase activity; FAD binding. The record is from RefSeq and is a predicted model, not a curated record. Gene Ontology annotation, biological process: photoreactive repair.